Protobothrops mucrosquamatus (brown spotted pit viper) is the source of this 1761-nucleotide messenger RNA. RefSeq names its product matrix metalloproteinase-25-like. The record is from RefSeq and is a predicted model, not a curated record. The transcript is spliced from 10 exons. Bases 1 to 1698 code for a protein of 565 amino acids. Gene Ontology annotation, cellular component: extracellular matrix. Gene Ontology annotation, biological process: proteolysis; collagen catabolic process; extracellular matrix organization. Lineage: Eukaryota; Metazoa; Chordata; Lepidosauria; Squamata; Viperidae. Gene Ontology annotation, molecular function: metalloendopeptidase activity; zinc ion binding.
AUGCUUGAACUGCUUAUUUUCCUGGCAUCGCUCUGCCACAUCCCUCAGAUCAAGGCAGGACCAUCUAGAGUCCUACAAUCUAGUUCCCGAGACAAGAUAAAAGGGCUGGAAUGGCUGAUGCGCUACGGCUACCUUCCCCCACCGGAUCCCAGAGCAGCAACUCUUCAAAGCCAAGAAGAGUUAUCCGUUGCUGUUAAAACGAUGCAAAGGUUUGCAGGUCUGCCUGUAACUGGGAAACUGGAUCGUGAGACUUUGAAAAUGAUGGACAGGCCUCGCUGCUCUCUCCCUGAUUUCAUUGGCACCGCGGAGUUGAUGCGACGUAGGAAGAAACGUUACGCUCUCAGUGAAACCGCCUGGAAAAAGACCGACUUGACAUGGCACAUCCGUUCCUUCCCUCAUUCCUCGCAACUAACCCACGAUCAUGUCCGGAAUCUCAUUUUCUACGCUUUUCGAGCUUGGAGCAAUUCUUCAACCUUGACCUUCAAAGAAGUGUCUUCUCAGCAAGCGGACAUUGUGGUGGAUUUUACGGCCUCUUAUCAUGACGACCCAUACCCCUUUGAUGGGCCUGGAGGCACCCUGGCCCAUGCCUUCUUCCCUGGAGAAUAUCCCAUUUCAGGCAAUACCCAUUUUGAUAAUGAAGAGAUCUGGAUUUAUGACCCACAGAAUGAAUCACCAGGCCGCGGCACAGAUCUAUUUGCUGUAGCAGUGCAUGAGUUUGGCCAUGCCUUGGGACUGACUCACUCUUCUGUUAAGGAGUCCAUCAUGAUGCCAUAUUACCAAGGUCCUGUCGGUUUGCCCCACCUCUAUCAACUUUCCACAGAUGACGCCAUGGGAAUUCAACAAAUCUAUGGUAGGCGGCAUCAUAGUUCAUAUCCAGAUCAAGACAUUCCGGUGCCACCGGUUCCCACAGCACCCCCGAUCCCAGACCUACCACCAGACAAGCCGAAAGAAAAGCCUUCCUUGCCAGCAUCUGAACGUUGCAAAACCGGGUUUGAUGCUAUUGCUAACAUUCGUGGUGAAGUUUUCUUCUUUAAAGGUAAACAUUUUUGGAGGAUUCAGCCAUCCCAGAAUCUGGUUUCUAUGGAGCCAGCCCAGACUCUUCGCUUCUGGAACGGACUCCCCCCAGAUUUUAAGAUAAUUGAUGCUGCGUACGAACGUGCCAACGACAGCCAGAUUGUGUUCUUUAUUGGACCCUACUACUGGGUUUUUUCUGACACUCGAGUCAAUCAUGGUUAUCCCCGCCCCACAUCCGAUCUGGGACUCCCUCCUGGCACCGUAGUUGGGGCUGUGUUUGUUUGGCCUCACAAUGGUAAGACGUAUCUCUUAGAGAAGAACCGCUACUGGCGCUAUGAUGAUCAGCUGGGCCACGUGGAACCGGGAUAUCCCAAACCGGUCAGCCUCUGGAAAGGAGUCCCUUCUGAGCUGGAUGACAUCACCCACUGGAAUGAUGGCCAUAUAUACUUCUUCAAGGAUACUCACUACUGGCGCUUUAAAGGUGGCAGUGUAGAGGCCGAUUCAACCCAUCCACGCUCCAUUCCCCGUGACCUGAUGUUUUGCUCAGAUCCUACCACGGUUUCCCCCAAAGGACCAAAAACUGGGCGGAGAGGGGAGGAUGGUCUAUGCCUCUGUGGGACGAAUGGACAAAACAAAAACUCCUUCACAGCUUGGAUCUUAAUUCUGCUUUGGAUUAUAUGGUGAUUGCUAGAUUAGCUACACAACUAUGCACUUUACAUUAUAAAGAGAAGAGGAGACAAAACAGUG